Diutina rugosa is the source of this 1233-nucleotide messenger RNA. RefSeq lists its product as uncharacterized. The transcript has a single exon. Bases 1 to 1233 code for a protein of 410 amino acids. Lineage: Eukaryota; Fungi; Ascomycota; Pichiomycetes; Serinales; Debaryomycetaceae. Gene Ontology annotation, biological process: translational termination. The record is from RefSeq and is a predicted model, not a curated record. Gene Ontology annotation, molecular function: translation release factor activity.
AUGGUGUUGGCCAUAGCCCAAGUUGGGGCACGAGUGGCACGACGAGUGAUCCCAAAAGUGGCCUAUGGCAUACGCUGGAACCUGUCGGCCGAACAGCCGGUGCUGGUGCUCGAUAAACUUCGCCAGCUCCCGGAAGUGCACCCAUUGCUUUUAAAGCGAGCAGACACCAUCGCCGCCGAAUUCACCGAAGUUGAACGACAAAUGCUGGAAAAAUUUGAUCUGGAGCUAGCGGAGAAGUUUUCCCGCAUGCUGGCGGUGCUCGAUCACUACCAUCGCUACCAGGAAGACAUGGCGACGGUGGAUGAGCUCAAACUGAUGAUUGACGACGACAGCGACGCCGAACUAAAAGCCGCUGCUGAGGAAGAGUUAUCGCAAAUGCUUCCCCGGGUGCAUAAGAGUAUCAGCGUGCUUCAACUGAGACUUUUACCUCCGAUUAAGCACGCCGAUAAGCCCGCGAUCAUCGAACUUCGACCCGGGGUAGGAGGCCUGGAAGCAUCCCUUUUCACUGACGACUUGAUGCAAAUGUACAUAAACCAUGCCAACCACCACAAGUGGCCGUACCAGAUCAUUCUGAAGUCUGAAGGGUCUAACGGGUUCACUAACGAAAUCAUCCUCUCCAUCGAUCUGCCCCAGCUGUACGAUGUCCUCCGCCACGAACUGGGGGUUCAUCGUGUACAACGGAUCCCUGCCACUGAGUCUAAGGGACGUAUCCAUACUCUGACAGCGGCAGUGGUGGUACUCCCCAAGAUGCUGGCGGGUACUGAGCUGUCGUUAAAAGAAGAUGAGCGGCUGUUUGCUCCGGGAGAGGUGAGAAUUGAUACAAUGAGAGCUGGUGGGAAAGGUGGCCAACACGUCAACACCACCGACUCGGCGGUGCGGCUUGUCCACAUCCCCACGGGGAUCAUGGUGUUGCAACAAACGGAACGGCUGCAACCGCAGAACAAAGCGCGGGCGUUUGCCAUCUUGCGGGCUAGACUCGCCGAACGCGACCGGCUCGAGGAGCUCCAACGCCAGCGCCAGAUGCGUACCGACCAGGUCACCACCACCGACCGUAGUGACAAGAUCCGUACCUACAACUACCCUCAAAAUCGUGUCACCGACCACCGGUGUCUGUUCAGUCUCCACGACCUCACGGGGUGCAUGGACGGGUCGCGCCUCGACGAGAUCAUCGACCACGUCGCUGCUUACGAGGUGGAGACGCGUCUCCAGGCAUUGAUCGACGCCAAAACCUAG